GUUCAGCAUGCUGCUGGUGCAGUAGGAUGUGAGUGAAAGCCUUGGUUCAGCAUGCUGCUGGUGCAGUAGGAUGUGAGUGAAAGCCUUGGUUCAGCAUGCUGCUGGUGCAGUAGGAUGUGAGUGAAAGCCUUGGUUCAGCAUGCUGCUGGUGCAGUAGGAUGUGAGUGAAAGCCUUGGUUCAGCAUGCUGCUGGUGCAGUAGGAUGUGAGUGAAAGCCUUGGUUCAGCAUGCUGCUGGUGCAGUAGGAUGUGAGUGAAAGCCUUGGUUCAGCAUGCUGCUGGUGCAGUAGGAUGUGAGUGAAAGCCUUGGUUCAGCAUGCUGCUGGUGCAGUAGGAUGUGAGUGAAAGCCUUGGUUCAGCAUGCUGCUGGUGCAGUAGGAUGUGAGUGAAAGCCUUGGUUCAGCAUGCUGCUGGUGCAGUAGGAUGUGAGUGAAAGCCUUGGUUCAGCAUGCUGCUGGUGCAGUAGGGUGUGAGUGAAAGCCUUGGUUCAGCAUGCUGCUGGUGCAGUAGGAUGUGAGUGAAAGCCUUGGUUCAGCAUGCUGCUGGUGCAGUAGGAUGUGAGUGAAAGCCUUGGUUCAGCAUGCUGCUGGUGCAGUAGGAUGUGAGUGAAAGCCUUGGUUCAUCAUGCUGCUGGUGCAGUAGGAUGUGAGUGAAAGCCUUGGUUCAGCAUGCUGCUGGUGCAGUAGGAUGUGAGUGAAAGCCUUGGUUCAUCAUGCUGCUGGUGCAGUAGGAUGUGAGUGAAAGCCUUGGUUUAGCAUGCUGCUGGUGCAGUAGGAUGUGAGUGAAAGCCUUGGUGAAAACCGGACCAAGACUGCCCGGACGGUCUGGUUUUUCAAAAUAAAACUUUGAUGAAUCACUCCCCAUUUAAGAAAAAAUGUGAAGCCUAAAUUUUCGGAAAACAUUUCUAAAAAAAUUCUUAAUACCGACACUUUGAUGAUAGAGGCCAGCGUGCCUUUGUAUAUCAGGCAUCUCAUCCCUGGAAUUCAUUGCCUUGAAACAUAAAAACUAUUUUUAAUCUGACCAAGAUUGCAAAUCCUGUAAAUACUGACUAUGACCAAGAUCAUGGGAAUUUGAUUUUUUUUUAUACUCUUAUUUUGUACUUAAUGUUUUUACUGAUUGUUUUAACUAGUUUUGUCCAGUUUGAAUGAUUAGUCUCUUUUUGCCGUUGAUUUUUAUAAUCUUAUGUUUUGCUGCCAUGUCUUUACAGAACCCCUUUGAAAAUGAGGUGUCUAUAAACAAAUUUGAAAAGUUCUCUUCUCCAUCUCUCCACCCUUUCUCACCCUACCUCCUUCCCCCUCUCCACCUCCCUCUGCCCCCUUACCACUCCCUCUCCCUCUCCCCCUUACCACUCCAUCUCCCCCUUACCUCUCACUCCCUCCCCCCUAAUUUUAACCCUCCCCUUCUCCCUCUCCAUCUCCCCAUGUUGUGCGUUCUCUCUUUGUCUCUCUCUUUCUCUGCGUUCUGCCCCGCUCUUUGCACAGUAAGACCCGUCUGAAAUCGGGAUGGAGAAGACUGUGAAGGACCACAUAAUAGACACCUUAGACGCCCUAGACGAAGAUGGGCUGAAAAGGUUCAAGGACGAGCUGGGCGAAACAACGAUCCAGGGGCGCAAAAUCCCCAGCCGGAAGCUUAAGAAAGCAGGAAUCGUUGAAGUAGCUGGUUUGUUAAUCAGUACCUUCACCAAAACGCACCCCGCUGAGGUCACAAUAUCCAUUUUAAAUGCCAUUAAUGAGGUCGACCUGGCCGAAGAGUUGCAAGGAAAGACUAGUGCAGAUCUCCCAACAAGAACUCCUACUCCCCCUCCUACCUCGCCACCUCCAGCCUCUCGUAAGAUGACUUUGAAGGAGCUUCUUGAAGAACCUGCUGGACCAUCCCGAAUACCAAUAGAACUAAAGGUUAUGAAAAUAGAGCCACCAAUCACCUUCACAAAUCAGAAAAAUGAAACUAAACAGGUUGUGGUUAUAACAUUUGCUGAUCCAACUGAUAUAAUCCAAGGAAGACUUGAUGAUAUGGCCAAAAUAAAGGAACUCGAGGAAGAAAAAUGUAUACUUCUCAGAGGCUACAUCAUUGCUAAAGACACUAAACAUCAAAUAACCACACUGGUCCUCACCAAAAGAACAAAGUUUUCAACAACAGCAAGUUUUGAUGUCAGCAGCGAAGUACUGGAAAGGAUGCAGCCAGUUCCACUAAUUAAAGCAAACACCAGGAGAGCCAAGAAACCCAUAACCAUAGAAGGCAAAAUAACAAGCGUAGGAAAAGUGGAACGGGUAACUGAGAAAGGAAACAAAGUGCCUAUAAAAAACAUCACGAUCAGAGAUUCGACAGCCCAAAUCAAACUUACCCUCUGGAAAGAUAAAACCUGCAUACCAAUCCAACCAGGAGACUACAUCGAAGCUACAAACAUUGUGUUAAACAGUUACCUGUCUAACAACACUACAUGGUUAUCAACCAUUCAGGUAAAAGAGGACCCAGAAAAAAAGAAGUCGAGAAGCAAGGUGACGGGCACAGCAACAGCAACAGCAAGCGGCUCUAACACCUGCUGAAAAUCACAACCACCAACUACCCCCGACACAAAGAGAAUGGGGAGGAUGAGCAAGUCAA
Messenger RNA from Acipenser ruthenus (sterlet), 2600 nucleotides. Its product is annotated as caspase a-like. The transcript is spliced from 8 exons. The record is from RefSeq and is a predicted model, not a curated record. Bases 1502 to 2542 code for a protein of 346 amino acids. Lineage: Eukaryota; Metazoa; Chordata; Actinopteri; Acipenseriformes; Acipenseridae.